This is a messenger RNA of Mercurialis annua (annual mercury), 6157 nucleotides long. RefSeq names its product NF-X1-type zinc finger protein NFXL1. Gene Ontology annotation, cellular component: nucleus; membrane. The coding region runs from base 258 to 6050 and encodes 1930 amino acids. The transcript is spliced from 13 exons. Gene Ontology annotation, biological process: potassium ion transmembrane transport; regulation of DNA-templated transcription. Gene Ontology annotation, molecular function: potassium ion transmembrane transporter activity; DNA-binding transcription factor activity, RNA polymerase II-specific; RNA polymerase II transcription regulatory region sequence-specific DNA binding. The record is from RefSeq and is a predicted model, not a curated record. Lineage: Eukaryota; Viridiplantae; Streptophyta; Magnoliopsida; Malpighiales; Euphorbiaceae.
GAGCCAACGGCAAGGCUCUCGCUCUUCUCUGCGGCUCUGCCUUAACCAAACCGACUCAGAAUCUCUCGCUCUAUCCGGUUAUCUAUAUAAUUCAAAUCAAGAACUCGAAUCAGAAAAUUAAACAAACAAAUUUUCUCAAGCCCCAAACAAAAAUUAGCGCGCAUUACUUGGAUCAGCAGCCAAUUUCAUCGCCUGAUCAAGAAUCAAUAGUGGUAGCUGUGGAGGAUAAGAGUUGCGAAGGAGUUUGUUACCAGAGUAUGAGCUUUCCCCAAUCAAGAAAUAAUAAUGACCGAAGGGAUGGGAUUGGGAGUAGUCGACUCCCCAAUCAAAAUGCUCGUCAAACAUGGGUUCCGAGAGGACCGCCUACUCCAACAGCUGUUGUUAAUCCGCCGCCACCUUUCAAUUCUGAGCCUAGUGGAAUUGCGAGCGGGACACACUCUAAUCAGCCAAAUCCUCGGCCAAGUAGAAAUACUGAAAAUAAUGUGUUUAGAGGUCGCAGGAUGGGUCCUAGUAAUUACAGGAGGGAUUUGGAGAGUGGGAGAGAGAAGAGCCACACUCAUGGGGUUAAGGAGUUGAAAGAGAAAGACCCCAAUUUGCCGCAGCUCUUGCAAGAAAUUCAGGAGAAACUUGUGAAGGGUACUGUUGAGUGUAUGAUUUGUUAUGAUAUGGUGCGGAGGUCUGCUCCUGUUUGGUCUUGCUCGAGUUGCUAUUCUGUUUUUCAUUUGAGUUGCAUCAAGAAAUGGGCGCGUGCUCCUACUUCUAGUGACUUGUCAGCUGAGAUGAAUCAAGGAUUUAAUUGGCGGUGCCCAGGUUGCCAGUCAGUGCAGCUGACUUCGUCAAAGGAAAUUCGGUAUGUUUGCUUUUGCAGGAAGAGGAUUGAUCCACCUUCUGAUUUGUAUUUGACACCACAUUCUUGUGGUGAACCAUGUGGAAAACCACUUGAGAAGGGAGUUCCAGGUCCUGGCGAGAGCAAAGAAGAUCUUUGUCCUCAUGUUUGCGUCUUGCAAUGCCAUCCAGGUCCAUGCCCUCCAUGUAAAGCAUUUGCUCCGCCGAGGGUAUGUCCAUGUGGUAAAAAAGUGAUCACAACAAGAUGCUUUGAUCGGACUUCUGUUCUUACAUGUGGCCAGCAUUGUGAUAAGCUUCUUGAAUGUGGGCGUCAUCGGUGUGAGAAGAUGUGCCAUGUUGGUCCUUGUGAUCCUUGUCAGGUGCUAGUUAAUGCUUCGUGUUUUUGCAAGAAAAGCGCAGAGGUUCUGUUGUGCGGGGAUAUAGCUACAAAAGGCGAAGUGAAAGUUGAGGAUGGUGUUUUUUUUUGUGACUCAACAUGUGGGAAGAUGCUGGGUUGUGGAAAUCAUUUCUGUUAUGAAGUUUGCCAUCCAGGCCCUUGUGGGGAUUGUGAGUUAAUGCCAGGGAGGGUCAAAUCAUGCAAUUGUGGGAAAUCAUGUUUGCAGGUGGAAAGAAAAAGUUGUUUGGACCCAAUUCCAAACUGUACCCAAAUAUGUGGCAAAAGUCUUCGAUGCGAGAGACACCACUGUAAGGAGGUGUGUCAUGGCGGGGAUUGCCCGCCUUGUCUGGUUCUUGUGACUCAAAAAUGCCGGUGCGGAUCAACUUCUCGAACUGUGGAAUGCUUUAAAACAAGUGAAGAGAGCGAAAAAUUUACUUGUGAGAAACCUUGUGGUCGGAAGAAAAACUGCGGGAGACAUCGGUGUAGUGAAAGGUGCUGCCCACUUUCCAACCCAAACAAUCUUCUCUCUGGUGAUUGGGAUCCACAUUUUUGUCAGAUGGCCUGUGGGAAGAAGCUCAGGUGUGGACAGCAUUCUUGUGAAUCAUUGUGUCAUAGUGGACAUUGUCCGCCUUGCCUUGAGACGAUCUUUACUGAUUUGACAUGUGCAUGUGGAAAAACUUCAAUUCCUCCGCCUCUUCCUUGUGGCACACCUCCUCCUUCAUGUCAACUGCCAUGCUCAAUUCCUCAGCCUUGCGGCCAUUCAGCCUCUCACAGUUGCCACUUUGGAGAUUGCCCACCUUGUUCAGUCCCUAUAGCGAAGGAGUGUGUUGGCGGGCAUGUGGUUCUUGGAAACAUACCUUGUGGUUCUAAGGAUAUUAGAUGCAACAAACUCUGUGGUAAGACCAGGCAGUGUGGCUUGCAUGCAUGUGGCAGAACAUGUCAUCCAUCACCUUGUGAUAAUACUUCAUGCGGAAGUGAAGCAGGCUCGAAAACUUCUUGUGGGCAGACAUGCGGUGCGCCUAGGAGAGAUUGCAGACAUACCUGUAUGGCACUUUGUCAUCCAGCUGCGUUCUGUCCUGAUGUAAGAUGUGAGUUCCCGGUCAUGAUUACCUGCUCUUGUGGAAGGAUAACAACAUCCGUUCCUUGUGAUGCUGGAGGAAGCAAUGGUGGGUUUAAUGCCGAUUCUGUCUUUGAAGCAUCUGUUGUUAGAAAGUUGCCUGCACAAUUGCAACCAGUAGAAUCAACUGGCAAGAAAGUUCCCCUAGGCCAGAGGAAGCUUAUGUGCGACGAUGAAUGCGCCAAGUUAGAGCGCAAAAGGAUGCUUGCUGAUGCUUUUGAUAUAGGUCACCCGAAUUUGGAAGCUCUUCAUUUUGGCGAGGUUUCUGCUGUGACAGAGCUACUUUCGGACUUGUAUAGGCGUGAUCCGAAGUGGGUGCUUGCUGUGGAGGAGAGGUGCAAAUACUUGGUACUUGGCAAGAACAGGGGCUCCCUUGCUGCUCUCAAGGUUCAUAUUUUCUGUCCAAUGCUGAAGGAUAAGAGAGAUGCAGUUAGGCUGAUAGCUGAACGAUGGAAACUUGCAAUUUAUUCCACCGGUCGGGAGCCAAAGCGUUUCAUUGUGGUACAUGCUACACUGAAAUCCAAACCCCCAUCUCGUGUGAUUGGAAUUAAGGGUACUACCACUUUAUCCGCUCCCCAUCCUGCUGUCUUCGAUCCACUCGUAGACAUGGAUCCCAGGCUUGUCGUUUCUUUUCUAGAUUUGCCAAGGGAAGCAGAUAUAAGCUCGCUGGUUCUAAGAUUUGGUGGGGAAUGCGAACUAGUUUGGUUGAAUGACAAGAAUGCACUUGCUGUGUUUAACGAUCCUGCUCGUGCGGCUACUGCUAUGAGGAGGUUGGAUCACGGAUCCGUGUAUCACGGUGCAGUUGUGGUUCAUCAGAAUGGUAGCUCAUUGGCGGCUACAGGUGCUACUAAUCCUUGGGGAGCAGCAGCAGGUGGUGCUAAAGAAGGAGGAGUUGCAUCGAAGUCGUGGAAAAAGGCUGUUGCUCCAGAGUAUGGUUGGAAGGAAGAUCCAUGGGGCGGCGGUGAAGAGUGGUCUCAUGGAUCUGCAGACGUUCAGCCUUCUGCAUGGCGAGCGAAAGAAGCUCCGAUGAUUGCAGCUUCAGUUAAUCGGUGGACUAUCUUAGAUCCGGAAUCUGCUGCUGCGAGUUCAUCCGUACCUUCCAACCCAGCAAAACAAGAAGAAAGCAGUUCUACUACAGUACGGGAUUCAAAUAUAAGCAGCUCCAAUUUACGGGGGCAGAUUGGAGGACUUGGUGAAGCCAAGUUGGCAGCCGAGUCGGCUGAUGUGGCAGAGGAUUGGGAGAAAGCUUAUGACAAUGCAAUAGCUUACUUUUUCAUUUCCAUUUCUGUCUGGAAUUCUACUUUUGGCUUUUUCAUUUCCAUUUCAGUUGAUGAUCUGGGGUUUUAUGCUUGCCAUAGUUCAAAACAGUGUUAUUUUAAUGUUUUCUGUGACAGACAUAGGAAGAGCAAGGAAACAUGGAGGCACACACUCAUUCUGUCAUUCCAAAGCCUUGGAGUGGUUUAUGGUCGCAUAAGCACGGCUCCUUUAUAUGUCUUUGGAACAAUUCCAACAGAUUAUUUCGUAUCAGAUGAAACUGCAUAUGAAUAUUUCUCCUUUAUUUUUUGGACUAUGACCAUCAUUUCUUUGCUGAAGUAUGCGUUCAUAGUACUGCGAGCCAAUGACAAUGGCGAGGGUGGUACCUUUGCGUUAUACUCGUUAUUAUGUAGAAAUGCUAAAGUUGGUCUCCUACCAGAUGAUAGAAGCACUAAUGAGAUCAUACAUCAUGAAUUUGGUAGCCCUGAAAGAAGUAAAGUUGAUUCAAGGGCUCGUAGGGCUAUCGAAAAGCAUAAAAGCAGCCAUUAUUUAAUGCUCUUCUCAGCACUGCUUGGUGCUUGUAUGAUAAUUGGAGAUGCAGUGCUGACCCCGUCUAUUUCCGUAUUAUCAGCUUCGUCAGGCCUUCAACGAUGGUUGUCUAAAAUAAAAUAUUCCUCUUCAGAAAAGAAACAACGCAGCAUAUCAGAUGCUUUAGAAAGCUAUGUACCAGUUCCUUUGGCAUGUGCUGUUUUAGUAUGCCUUUUCAUGCUGCAGAAAUAUGGAACUCCUAAAAUCGGGUCUAUAUUUGCACCAGUUGUUACCAUAUGGCUUUUGUUUAUCAGCGGAGUGGGGAUAUAUAAUAUAAUCCAUUACAACCCCAAAAUUCUUGGUGCAAUCUCUCCAGCAUAUAUGUAUAAAUUUGUGAAAAACAUCAACAAAAGGAGUUGGAGGUCGCUUGGCAGCAUUCUUCUUUGCGUUGCAGGAUCAGAGGCAAUGUUUGCAGAUCUUGGACAUUUCUCAAAGAAAUCUAUUCAGAUGACAUUUUCCUGCUUGAUUUAUCCACUUCUAAUUUUAUGCUAUGCUGGUCAAGCUGCAUAUAUCUCUAAAAAUGUGAAUGCUUCUAAUGAUUUCAACCAUCUUAGUAAAUCUAUGCCUGAUCAUCUUGGUCACAUCUUCAUAGUCUUGUCACUACUCGCUUCAGUAACUGGAAGCCAAGCAACUAUAACGGCAAGUUUUUCCAUCAUAAGCCAGUGCCUGGCACUUGGUUGUUUCCCUAGGGUAAAAGUUAUACAUACAUCAAACAACCGCCGCGGGCAGGUUUAUAUUCCUGAUGUUAAUUGGUUACUGAUGAUCCUUUGCCUCACUGUCACUAUUGGUUUCCGUGACUUGCAUAAAAUUGCAAGCGCAGCAGGUCUGGCUAUUGUUUCUGGAAUGGUAGUUACUACUUGUCUGAUGUCUCUUGUGAUUGCUUUGCAAUGGGAGAAGCCUUUGUACAUGUCAGCAUGUUUUCUACUGGUUUUCGGAUUUGUGGAGGCUGUGUAUUUGUCGGCAUGUCUGUUGAGUUUUCACAAAGGAGGUUGGUAUCUAAUCGUCCUUUCAGCACUGACAUUCACAAUCAUGCUUUCGUGGCAUUACGGCACGAAGAAGAAGUACGAGCUUGAUUUACAAAACAAGGUGCCGACAGAAUGGCUUACAGAUUUCAGCCCAGGCCUUGGAGUUUCCAGAGUUCCAGGAAUUGGUUUAAUCUACACCGAUAUAGUGUCAGGAAUACCAGCUUUCUUCUCACAUUUCAUUACAAACCUUCCCGCUUUUCAUCAAGUGCUAAUAUUUGUGUCUUUCAAGUCCCUACCAGUGCCUCACAUUCCGCCAAGUGAACGGUACCUUGUUGGCCGGAUUGGUCCCAAAGAGUUUAGAAUCUACAGAUGCAUUGUGAGAUACGGAUACUGCGAUUAUGUCAGAGAUACAGACGACUUCGAGGAACAAAUUAUCCGCUCUAUAGGAGAGUUCAUUUUGUCAGAAGAAAACGAUUGCGAGUCAUUGACUUCCUCCGAAGGAAGAAUGGUGGUUGUCGGUAAGUCAUCCCCGGACGGAAAUGCUUUGAUUCCUUUACACGAAAGCAGCAGCAGCCUAACUCUGGGGUCCGACGCCCAAAAUCCGGCAAGUCCAAAUGGUGAUAUCGUGAAUCGGAAAAAAGUACGGUUUAUGUUACCCGUGAAAAGCCGUAAAAUGGGGGAUUACGUAAGGGAGGAGCUGCAGGAACUGAUAAAUGCAAGGGAGAGUGGUACUGCAUAUUUGUUGGGUCAGUCACAUUUAACAUUGAGGGAAAACUCAAACUUUAUCAAGAGAUUCUUGAUUAUGAGUUAUGUUUUCCUUGAUAAAAACUGCAGAGAGCCUCCUGUGGCAUUGAACAUACCUCAUGCUGCUCUUGUGGAGGUUGGCAUGGUCUAUACUAUAUAAUCUGUAAGAAUAGAGCAUAGUUUACACAUUUAAGUACUGAAAAAAAAACAUUUUAGUUAUUUUUAAGUUUGUAUUGAAAUGUGAGAAGAAAAUGAAUUUUUCACUCA